Molecule: messenger RNA, 2627 nt
Organism: Gasterosteus aculeatus aculeatus (three-spined stickleback)
Lineage: Eukaryota; Metazoa; Chordata; Actinopteri; Perciformes; Gasterosteidae
Product: gamma-crystallin S-1
Biological process (GO): lens development in camera-type eye; visual perception
Molecular function (GO): structural constituent of eye lens
Source: RefSeq, a predicted model, not a curated record
UGUUUAUGGAAGUUCUGACUUCAGUAUUGAAGCCCAGAAGGGAAGCAAUACGCAAUCAGAAGGGUGGGAAAAAGAAUCAUUAGAUAUUUCCUCCAAUACUAUUAUUUAGUUAUUCAGCUGUGUUUAAAAUCAUUAACAUUUACAUGUCAGCUUUUGAAUAAUUUAUGAAAAGAAAAGGACGCUGAUCCAUUACAAAUAUCUUCAUGCUCUUUAAUUUGAUACCUUGCGCUGAAACAACUGAAGCAGUUAUGAAGUAGUUCAAAGAGGUAAAGUGUAUUGGAAUAGAAUAUACAGUAUAUUACUCUUGUGUUUCAACUAGUGUAUCAUCGCCUGCUACCUACGCACACACACAUCGUGGAGUCCGCCACUUUUCUACAGUAGCCUGUGAUGGACAAACCAAACAUGAGCUCUAAAGAGACAUUUCUUUGUUAUUUUUGGGCCCUUGUCUUUUUCCAACACGCUUGGUUUAAACUGUGGUAACAUGAGCUAUAGAGCGAGGUUUAUUCAGCUGGUUGCAACCUGCAACCGCCCGAUACCACUUUACAGGGAACACUACAAAAGAUAAUUCAGUCUAAUUAUCCUGAAUCAUCAAAAUCUGGUGCUCGGGAAGACAAUGACAAAGAAAGAACACUGUGUGACACUGACCCUGAGUUUUAUUGUGUGCGAUAAGAACAAAUAAAAUAGAAUAAAAUAACUAUAUUCAUAUACUGUAUAUCUACUGUUCCACAUUCAAAUUAAAAAAUAAGGGUUGGAAAAAAUGAAAAAUUGUUAUUUGGUUGGUGUCUCGUGUAGAGUCUGUGCAGCCCUCAAACCAGAUGUCCUGCAGUGGCCUUGUUUUUGUCUGCACGCUCUGCAGCGUCCAGUGGCUUUUUGGGAUGCUUUGCCAUUUGCGCUGGCAUUGUUUGGGGAAUCAGGAUUCGCUGCCUCAGAACAAUGCGAUGAGCCUGGAUGAAUAUUUUCAGUUCACACAAAGAAAACUGUGCCUUGUUUUAUUGUGUGUGUUCUGUAUAAAGGGAAUAUUGGAGGUUUGCUGCAUAAGGGUUUUACACAACGCGACCAGACCUUUUGGUAUUAACGGAGAAGGUGCAUUUUCACAUAUUCAAUGCGGCACAACUUACACAGUAACAUUUUAAUUUGCAUGUAUAUCGAAGCGUAAUAUGUAACGUUAUGUAUAGCUUUUAUUCUUGUACGUGUUAGGAAGGUAAGUCAAGAGAGAGAAAUUACUCAUAUGAGGAAUUUUUUUUCAAGAGAACGCAAAAAAUAUGCAACACUGCAAAGUGUCUGGAGGCACCUUCCGCACUACAGGGGGCGCCAGUACCUGCUGGAGAGGGGCCUGUGCAGGCGGGGCUCUGCGUUUAAAUAUAAACCCACUUACAUUACGUGUACUUUAACUGAUGAUCACUUUAAACGGAUGUUUGAUAUGCUGCCGUCAUAAGAAAGAAAAAAAAAUUGUGAUUUCAUUCGUUUGUAACUUUGUAAAGCUCAAAGUGUAUUAAGACGAUCAUUCAAAAAGAUUUACGACCAUAAAAUACUUUCGACAAAAACAAAACGAAUCCCAGAAUUGGAUUUUCAAUAUUCCAUUUUUAAAAUGCUUGACGGGUGAUGGGUGGUGAGUGAAGAUUUGUGCAAUAUAAACUUUAUACAUUAAACGCAACAUAACAGCAAGAAUAAUUCAAACAAAGUGACAGCAUGGCGUCUCGAUUUCUGCAGCACAGAAGUGAUGGAACCUCGUUCUCUAAAACAAUUGCAGCAUCAGCUGAUGUGCCAAAGUUAAUGGAGAGCUCAUUUGAAUGACAAUAAAAUCUACUGGCAGUGCAUUUCAUCGGCCUUUAUAUGAAAGUGAAGCAUCGGUAAUGCAGUGUGAAAGGGGAGCUUUGAUUUGGUGGGGUGAGGAGCAGCACGAGGCGACCAUGGAGCACACGGGGAAAAUCUUCUUCUAUGAGGACAAGAACUUCAAGGGUCAUCAUUACGAAUGCAGCAGCGACUGUCCCGAGCUCAACUCUCACUUCCAGCGCUGCAACUCCAUCCGGGUGGAGGGCGGCUCCUGGGUCAUCUACGAGAGACCCCAAUUCAUGGGCUACCAGUACGUCCUGGUGAGAGGGGAGUACCCCAACUACCAGAGCUGGAAUGGCUUCAACGACAUCGUCCGCUCCUGUCAGCUCAUCGGACAUCCUUCCAGCACGCACAAGAUCCGCAUCUACGAGCGCGCAGACUUCGGUGGCCAGAUGGUGGAGGUCAGCGAGGAUCUGCCCAGCCUGGUGGAGCACUGGCGCUACCGCGACGUUCACUCGGCCCACGUCCAGGAGGGGGUCUGGGUCUUCUACGAGCAUCCAAACUACAGGGGACGCCAGUACCUGCUGGAGAAGGGAGAGUACAGACGGCACGCAGAGUGGGGGGCCCUCCAUCCCUCUGUGGGCUCCAUCAGACGCGUGGUGGACUCAUCUUAAGCGCUGUUACUUCCUGGUUUGCACCUUCCUCCACUUGUCGCAGUGAACCUUGCUCACCUGGCAAAUAAAAACACACCGACCGAAGCAUAAGAUGUUUUAUUUGGUGUGAUAACCAUUUUCAAAUUGGCCAACAUGGAUGUUACAGUUGAACCAUGAAAAUAAAGGUUUAUAUUCCUUGUU